This is a messenger RNA of Brachypodium distachyon (stiff brome), 2333 nucleotides long. RefSeq names its product cactin. NCBI's taxonomy places the organism in Eukaryota, Viridiplantae, Streptophyta, Magnoliopsida, Poales, Poaceae. Bases 38 to 2023 code for a protein of 661 amino acids. The transcript has 13 exons. The record is from RefSeq and is a predicted model, not a curated record. Gene Ontology annotation, cellular component: spliceosomal complex; cytoplasm. Gene Ontology annotation, biological process: mRNA cis splicing, via spliceosome. Gene Ontology annotation, molecular function: protein binding.
CGACCCUAACCCCGCCUUCUUCCCUGCCAUCGCCGACAUGCCAAGGAAGGAGAGCUCGUCGCGGCGGCGGCGCCGGCGCAGCCCGUCCCCGUCCGAUUCGGACGACGCCUCCGAAUCCAGCGGCUCGCCCCGCCGGAGCCGCAGCCGGCACCGCCGCAGGAGCCGCCGGAAGGCCACCCCGCCCUCCUCCAGCGACGCGAGCGAUUCCCAGGCUUCGGGCUCCGGGUCCGACUCCGGGGACCGCCGCCGGAGGCGCAGCGGCAGCCGGAAGCGCGGGGGCGUCACCGAGGAGCAGAUCGUGGAGUACAUGGCUAAGAAGGCGCAGAAGAAGGCUGAGAAGGUGGCGAAGAAGAUGAAGACAAAUGCCGUGUCCGGCUACUCCAACGAUUCAAACCCUUUUGGCGAUCCAAACCUAACAGAGAACUUUGUUUGGCGAAAGAAGAUUGAGCGUGCCGUAACUGAAGGAGAAAAGGUGGACAUUUCUGUCAAGUCCGAGAAGAAGAGACAGAGGGAAAGAAUGGCUGAAAUAGAGAAGGUGAAGAAAAGAAGGGAGGAAAGAGCAAUUGAAAAAGCACAGCAUGAGGAAGAAAUGGCAUUGUUAGCCAGAGAAAGAGCACGUGCUGAGUUUCAAGAUUGGGAGAAGAAAGAGGAAGAGUUUCAUUUUGAUCAAAGCAAAUUUAGGUCUGAGAUCAGGUUACGGGAGGGACGUACAAAACCUAUUGAUGUUCUCCUGAAGAACCUCAACUUCGCAGACGAAUUUGAUGUUGAGUUAAACGAGCCCUACUUGGUGUUUAAGGGAUUAACAGUGAAGGAGAUGGAAGAGCUACGUGAUGACAUUAAGAUGCAUCUCGAUCUGGACAGGGAAAGCCAAGUAAAUGUCAAGUACUGGGAGGCACUUAUGGUGGUGUGCGACUGGGAGCUGGGUGAGGCUCGGAAAAGAGAUGCCUUGGACCGGGCAAGGGUGCGUGGUGAGGAGCCACCCCCUGAGGCUGCUGUGGAAGAGAGAGGCUUACAUGCAAGUAUUGAAGGUGAUGUAAAAGAUCUCUUGGAGGGUAAGACUUCCACAGAGCUAGAAGAGAUGCAAAGUCAAAUCGAGUCCCAGAUGCGCUCUGGAACUGCAAAAGUUGUUGAAUACUGGGAGGCAAUUUUGAAACGCCUUCAUAUUUACAAAGCAAAGGCUUGCCUGAGGGAAAUUCAUGCUUCUCUCCUGCGGAAGCAUCUGCAUCGCCUAGAAAAUACUGGCACUGAUGAACAGGUUGUCGAAGCUGAUGAAGAAUUGGACACUAAAGAGCAUGAUGUGAUGCAUGAUGAGGAAGAAGAUGAUAAACAAUAUUCACCAGAACCUAUAGCUGCGCAAACAGAGAGCUAUUUAGAUGAAGAAGCUGGCUCCUUCUCACCUGAGCUAAUGCAUGGCAAUGAAGAUGAAGAUGCAAUUGAUCCUGACGAGGACAAGGCCGAGCUGGAUCGAAAACGUGAAGCUGUAGUUAUCGAGCAUCAAAGGAAAGCCAAGGAGGUCAUGACAGCUAAGGCAACAAAACCAGAUGAGUUGGAGGUGAAAGCAAUGAAGGCGAUGGGAGCAAUGGAGGAAGGUGAUGCCGUAUUUGGUGCUGGUGCUGAAGUGAACCUGGAUUCACAGGUGUACUGGUGGCAUGACAAGUACCGACCAAGAAAACCGAAGUACUUUAAUCGUGUGCAUACUGGAUAUGAGUGGAACAAAUACAACCAGACUCAUUAUGAUCACGACAACCCACCUCCUAAAAUUGUCCAGGGCUACAAGUUCAACAUAUUUUACCCUGACCUUGUGGAUAAAUCAAAAGCACCAACAUACACUAUAGAGAAAGAUGGAAGUGCUGGUGAGACAUGCCAUAUAAGAUUUCAUGCUGGACCUCCGUAUGAAGAUAUUUCUUUCCGUAUCGUAAACAAGGAAUGGGAAUACUCCCAUAAGAAGGGCUUCAAGUGUACGUUCGAACGUGGGAUUCUCCAUCUGUAUUUCAACUUCAAGCGAUAUCGCUACAGGCGAUAAAUACCACUCGAGGAACUGGAGCACAAGACCCUUGGAAGUUGGUCUGUACCUGAGAAUGUACACUUGCACGGACAUCAGAUUGAAGUCAGACUAUCCAUCUUCAGAUUAGAUCAUGUACCAAAAUGUGAACAUAGGCAGCAAUCUGUUAGUUUUGUAUCAAAAUUUUGUUCUGCUUUUUGCCUUGAGUAGAAUGGAGACUAUUGGAUUAAAAUACAAAAUGCUCUGUAAAUGCUAUUCAUUGUGCGCCCAACCAUGUAUCUUAGUAGUUUAAACUGUCUUAUAAUGCAAGUUGACAGUCUAAUAUUACUAA